This is a messenger RNA of Melospiza melodia melodia, 630 nucleotides long. RefSeq names its product olfactory receptor 14J1-like. The record is from RefSeq and is a predicted model, not a curated record. NCBI's taxonomy places the organism in Eukaryota, Metazoa, Chordata, Aves, Passeriformes, Passerellidae. The transcript is spliced from 2 exons. Gene Ontology annotation, molecular function: olfactory receptor activity; odorant binding. Gene Ontology annotation, cellular component: membrane. Gene Ontology annotation, biological process: G protein-coupled receptor signaling pathway. Bases 79 to 630 code for a protein of 183 amino acids.
AUCUCCUACUCAGGAUGUGCUGCACAGCUAUUUUUACUAAUCUUCUUUCUUGCAACAGAGUUUUCACUCCUGACCGUCAUGUGUUACGACCGCUACGUGUCCAUCUGCAAACCCCUGCACUACGGGACCCUCCUGGGCAGCAGAGCUUGUGCCCACAUGGCAGCAGCUGCCUGGGCCAGUGGCUUUCUCAAUGCUCUUGUGCACACAGCCAAUACAUUUUCCCUGCCCCUGUGCCAGGACAAUGCCCUGGGCCAGUUCUUCUGUGAAAUCCCACAGAUCCUGAAACUCUCCUGUUCCAAAUCCUAUCUCAGGGAACUUGGACUUCUUGUGGUUACUAGCAGUUUAUCAUUUGGUUGUUUUGUGUUCAUUAUUUUCUCCUAUGUGCAGAUCUUCAGGGCUGUGCUGAGGAUCCCCUCUGAGCAGGGACGGCACAAAGCCUUUUCCACCUGCCUCCCUCACCUGGCUGUGGUCUCCCUGUUCAUCAGCACUGCAGCAUUUGCCUACCUGAAGCCCCCCUCAAUCUCCUCCAGAUCCCUGGAUGUGGCCCUGUCAGUUCUGUACUCAGUGGUGCCUCCAGCCCUAAACCCCCUCAUCUACAGCCUGAGGAACCAGGAGCUCAAGGGCUCCUAG